GCUUUUUUUACUUCACCCUUUCUUUGAACUUCUUGUUAAGCCCCCUUCUCCACUAGCUUCUUCAAUUAAGUGAGAAAAGACGGUGCACAUUUGUAUAUAUAUAUAUGUCAAUAGAUUGUCGAGCUUCGUCAAGUAUGCCAAUGCCGCCUUCUAAUAAUCAGCCUGCUUUUGUUUUUGAUGCAUCAGUUGUUCAAUUUCAAUCCAACAUACCUUCACAGUUCAUAUGGCCUGACCAUGAAAAACCAAGCCCUCAACUUCCAGAAUUGGCGAUUCCGCCUAUUGACUUGGGGGACUUCCUCUCUGGAGAGCCCCUUGCCAUCUCAAAAACUUCACGUCUGGUCAAUGAGGCCUGCAAGAAACAUGGAUUCUUUCUGGUCGUAAAUCAUGGUGUUGAUUUAAGCCUGAUAAAAAAGGCUCACCAGUACAUGGACUUUUUCUUUGGCAUGCAACUUUCCCAGAAGCAAAAGGUUCAAAGAAACAUUGGAGACCACUGUGGAUAUGCUAGCAGCUUCACUGGUAGAUUCUCUUCUAAACUUCCAUGGAAAGAAACACUUUCUUUCCGAUAUUGCGCUGACAAACAGUACUCCUCAAGCACUGUAGAAGAAUAUUUCUGCAACACAAUGGGAGAAAAUUUCAGGCAAUUCGGAAAGGUGUACCAAGAAUAUUGUGAAGCCAUGAGCAGUCUCUCCCUUGCAAUCAUGGAGCUAUUGGGAACCAGUCUAGGGGUUGGAAGAGAAUACUUUAAGGAAUUUUUUCAAGGGCAUGAUUCGAUAAUGAGGCUUAAUUACUAUCCCCCUUGCCAAAAACCAGAUUUGACCCUAGGAACUGGACCUCACUGUGAUCCCACAUCCUUAACAAUUCUUCAUCAGGAUCAAGUGGGUGGCCUUCAAGUGUUUGUAGAUGAAAAAUGGCAGUCUAUUACUCCCAAUCCAGAAGCUUUCGUUGUUAACAUUGGGGACACAUUCAUGGCCCUAUCAAAUGGCAUUUACAAAAGUUGCUUGCAUAGAGCAGUGGUAAAUAACAAAACUGUGAGGAAAUCUCUAGCUUUCUUUCUAUGUCCAAGUAUGGAGAAAAUGGUGACACCUCCAAGCAGUUUGAUCGAUGCUAAAAAUCCAAGGAUGUAUCCGGAUUUCCUAUGGCCCAAGUUGCUGGAAUUUACGCAGAAACAUUAUCGAGCUGACAUGAAAACUCUUGAUGCCUUCUCUCAAUGGCUUCAUGAUCAUCAGCAUCAAAUAAUAAAAGGGUCAUCUGUUUGUUAAUUAUCUGUUCGAGGGCCAAAUACUGAGUGAAGGCAACAGAAAGACCGAAAAGAAAGGUCAGUUUGUGUAAUCAUGUGUUAGUGGUUAUUGUUGAAGAAUGAGAGCCAUGUUUAGGAAUAAUUAAGGAGCUGAAUGCAUGGGCUCCAUAGUGUUUCGUAUUUUAAUGUUGUGUUGUUUCUGUCUUCCACAAAUUUCUUAGCUCCUCUGCAUUUUACGUACAAUAUAUUCUGCAUGUGAAGUCUUUUCUUUUACGAAUAUUAAUAAAUAUUUGGAAUAUUGAUUUCC
Molecule: messenger RNA, 1544 nt
Organism: Mangifera indica (mango)
Lineage: Eukaryota; Viridiplantae; Streptophyta; Magnoliopsida; Sapindales; Anacardiaceae
Product: gibberellin 20 oxidase 1-like
Exons: 3
Coding region: 105-1259 (384 amino acids)
Biological process (GO): unidimensional cell growth; flower development; response to light stimulus
Molecular function (GO): gibberellin 20-oxidase activity
Source: RefSeq, a predicted model, not a curated record